GUGUGUUUUGUAUUCCCUGUAAAUUCAACUCAACUUAUGCAUUCAUUGCAGAUAUUCAUGGAAUUUGAGCGACUGAUGGAGUGUAGUGCAAAAGAAUUAAUGGUGACCGGGUUUAACCCGGUCACCAUUACGGGUUAGCAAAGUAUGCUGGUGCAAUCUUGAAGAUGAAGGCAAAACAAACACAGACACUGAAGGAAGAAUUGGCAACUGUCAUUGGAGCAGCUAAGCAGGACACAAAGCAACUAAUGAUGUCACAUGCAUCAUUGAUUGUGAUUCCCUUGCUUCUUGGCGAAACACUGGAGGCUGUACUGUGUCCUCAGAGCAAGGAAAUGACAACACCAAGUGCAUGCAUUACACACAGUGGGGACCAUCCUCUGAGUGUCCUGGAUGAAGGCAUCACGUUCUCCAUCAUCGUUGAGGGGGAGACCAUAUGCGAGACUGAGGACAUCCUCUCAGCCAUGUGCCUGUUGAUGUGUGUCCACUAUGUGUUCAACUUGGUCUAUAGCAAGAAAGCUGCCAACACCAUGACCUUCUUGCAAAGGGUGGUUCUUAAUAUCACAGAUGAUACACCAGCGCCAUCAAAAGUAGUCAAACUUCUGUAUGACAUCAAUGCCAAUCUCGCAUGUGAAUAAGAUUUUUUGUUUUGUCUCCAACGACCUUGCCUGUUUUGAAACACCAUAGUUAUUGUUCUGAUUAUUAAGUGUUUGAUCUUCAAGCCAACAUUUGGGAAAGUUUGGUGUGACCUCAUUACCACCAAUUUGGAUAAGGGUUAAUUCCAAUGCUUUAUUUUGCAAUGGCCUUGCCUUUUUUAAACUAAAUUGUUAUUGUUCUGAUGAUAAGGUGUUUGGUUUUCAAGCCAACAUUUGGGAAAGUUUUUGAGAUGUGACCUCAUUGAAGGGGAGGUUAGGCAUGAUUUGACGUGAAUUCAUUACACAAUUUUUUGUGUUUUCCAAAGAAAUAAUUAGGCAAAAAACAACUGAAGUAUAGACAUGGACACCAGUCCACAAAAAAAAGAACACCCAUCAGUUCAUGUACAUUGAAUAAUUGUUGUUGAGAAGAAUCCUCUUACACAACAGGGGGUAGGGUAAUAAAGCAAUUCAUUCUAAAUAUUGUUCUGAUGCAGUGGUUGUGCACAAUAAAGUAUAAAUAGGUGAACACUUUGAAAAUUGGAUUUUACACGUAAAAGAUUUGAGCUGUGCUGCUAUAUUUUUUUUUCUGAAAGUGGUCUUAGAUACAAACUGCGUGCAUUUAUAAGUAAUUGAAAGAUAGACUAUUGCUUUUAAACAGUCCUGGCAGACACACACCAAAAAAAGCAUCUUGAAAGUAACAGCUUCUCAUUUUUUUCCUUAGAGCGUUCUCAUUCGUCACAUUUCUGCCAUACUGGAGUACAGCUAGGCACAUGGCGUAAACUAUUUGUACACAGCUCGGUCUAUUAUCAAGCAUGCACGUAAAUUUGAAAUACAUACACUUCAGGUUUCUGUAAAUAUGAGAACUAUUUAUUUCUUUGACAAUUCUAAGAUUUUAAAAUUCUGGUAUAAGAUUUCAUAAAUUUCAGAUAAGUUAUAGAAUCUUAUUUCAUGACGGAUGCAUGACAUUUCUGCAAUGCAUUAAGUCAACUUAAUUUGUUUUAGAUUAAUUUUGUGUUUGAUCGAUUUGUUUACAAAAAACUUUUGCUAAGUUUUAUUGAAUCAGAGUGUUGAAUUCAUGACAUUGAUUAAAUAAAUGGGUUUAUGACUUAAUUUCAACUUAGAUGAUGAUUGUCACUGUGUUUCAUUACAUGACUCAGCUAAACAUUGGUUAGUCACAAGACUCAUGUGAUUUGUGUGCUGAGUAAUGGAACUCGUUUUAGGGUUGCAGUGGACGCGACAAUUGACAAAAUGAUGACUCGUUUACGGGUUACUAAGUGAGUCGAAAGAUCCACUUAUGAUUCCAGGUUGAGUCACAUUGACUCGUUUCAUGUGAGUCAAUAUGACUCACUUGACCCAGGACUGUGUCACCACACGGACAAAUUAAUGACUCACCUAAAUGAGUCCCGUGACUCAACAUAUAUUAUGUGUGUAUGUAGACACACAGGUGCAAGAGCAGCCAAGAUAACAUUGACUUAAUUUUUUUUUUUGUCUUUUGAGAUGACACUUCAGUUUUGAACUU
Molecule: messenger RNA, 2148 nt
Organism: Asterias rubens (European starfish)
Lineage: Eukaryota; Metazoa; Echinodermata; Asteroidea; Forcipulatida; Asteriidae
Exons: 3
Coding region: 165-632 (155 amino acids)
Source: RefSeq, a predicted model, not a curated record